Urocitellus parryii (Arctic ground squirrel) is the source of this 2992-nucleotide messenger RNA. RefSeq names its product glutamine--fructose-6-phosphate transaminase 2 (gene Gfpt2). Lineage: Eukaryota; Metazoa; Chordata; Mammalia; Rodentia; Sciuridae. Gene Ontology annotation, molecular function: carbohydrate derivative binding; L-glutamine:D-fructose-6-phosphate transaminase (isomerizing) activity. The record is from RefSeq and is a predicted model, not a curated record. Gene Ontology annotation, biological process: fructose 6-phosphate metabolic process; carbohydrate derivative biosynthetic process; protein N-linked glycosylation.
GCCCGCGGAGCGCAAAGCGCACGGAGUGCACGGAGUAACCGGACCGCGCAGACAAGCAGAUACCCCGAGGAGCAGUCACCAUGUGCGGAAUCUUCGCCUACAUGAACUACAGAGUCCCUCGGACAAGGAAGGAGAUUUUCGAAACCCUCAUCAAGGGCCUGCAGAGGCUUGAGUACAGAGGCUACGACUCUGCAGGUGUGGCCAUUGAUGGGAAUAAUCAUGAAGUCAAAGAGAGACAUAUUCAGCUAGUCAAGAAAAAGGGAAAAGUCAAGGCUCUGGAUGAAGAACUUUACAAACAAGACAGCAUGGACUUAAAGGUGGAGUUCGAGACACACUUUGGUAUUGCCCACACACGCUGGGCCACCCACGGGGUCCCCAAUGCUGUUAACAGCCACCCGCAGCGCUCAGACAAAGGCAACGAAUUUGUUGUCAUCCAUAAUGGGAUCAUCACAAAUUACAAAGAUCUGAGAAAAUUUCUGGAAAGCAAAGGCUAUGAGUUUGAGUCAGAAACAGAUACCGAGACCAUCGCCAAACUGAUUAAGUAUGUAUUUGAUAACAGAGAAACUGAGGACAUCACAUUUUCAACACUGGUUGAGAGAGUCAUUCAACAGUUGGAAGGUGCAUUUGCUUUGGUUUUCAAGAGUAUCCACUACCCAGGAGAAGCUGUUGCUACAAGGAGAGGCAGCCCACUGCUCAUUGGAGUGCGGAGCAAAUAUAAACUCUCCACAGAACAGAUCCCCAUCUUAUAUAGGACAUGCAAUAUUGAGAAUGUGAAGAAUAUCUGUAAAACAAGGAUGAAGAGACUGGACAGCUCCACCUGCCUUCAUGCUGUGGGUGAUAAAGCAGUGGAAUUCUUUUUUGCUUCUGAUGCAAGUGCCAUCAUAGAACACACCAACCGGGUCAUCUUCCUCGAGGAUGACGACAUUGCCGCAGUGGCUGAUGGGAAACUCUCCAUUCAUCGAGUCAAGCGCUCAGCUAGUGAUGACCCAUCUCGAGCCAUCCAGACCCUGCAGAUGGAAUUACAGCAAAUCAUGAAAGGUAAUUUCAGUGCAUUUAUGCAGAAGGAGAUCUUCGAACAGCCAGAAUCAGUUUUCAAUACCAUGAGAGGUCGUGUGAAUUUUGAGACCAACACAGUGCURCUCGGUGGCUUGAAAGACCAUUUGAAGGAGAUUCGACGGUGUCGAAGGCUCAUUGUAAUUGGCUGUGGAACCAGCUAUCAUGCAGCUGUGGCUACACGACAAGUUUUGGAGGAACUGACUGAGCUCCCGGUGAUGGUUGAACUUGCUAGUGAUUUUCUGGACAGGAAUACACCUGUGUUCAGGGAUGAUGUUUGCUUUUUCAUAAGUCARUCAGGCGAGACUGCAGACACACUCCUGGCUCUGCGYUACUGUAAGGACCGCCGAGCCCUAACCGUGGGUGUCACCAACACUGUGGGCAGUUCCAUCUCCCGUGAGACUGACUGCGGUGUCCACAUCAAUGCAGGGCCAGAGAUUGGUGUGGCCAGCACCAAGGCUUACACCAGCCAGUUCAUUUCUCUGGUGAUGUUCGGUUUGAUGAUGUCUGAAGAUCGAAUCUCACUACAAAGCAGGAGGCAAGAGAUCAUCCGUGGCCUGAGAUCUUUACCUGAACUGAUCAAGGAAGUGCUGUCUCUGGAUGAGAAGAUUCAUGACCUGGCUCUGGAGCUGUACACACAGAGGUCACUCCUGGUGAUGGGUCGGGGCUACAACUAUGCCACUUGCCUGGAAGGAGCUUUGAAAAUUAAAGAGAUAACUUACAUGCACUCAGAAGGCAUCCUGGCUGGAGAGUUGAAGCACGGGCCCCUGGCGCUGGUUGAUAAGCAGAUGCCUGUCAUUAUGGUCAUCAUGAAGGAUCCUUGCUUUGCCAAAUGCCAGAAUGCCCUGCAACAGGUCACAGCCCGCCAGGGUCGCCCAAUUAUACUGUGCUCCAAGGACGACACUGAAAGUUCCAAGUUUGCAUAUAAAACCAUAGAGCUGCCCCACACUGUCGACUGCCUCCAGGGAAUCCUGAGCGUUAUUCCACUUCAGCUUCUUUCCUUCCACCUGGCUGUUCUCCGAGGAUAUGACGUUGACUUUCCAAGAAAUCUGGCCAAGUCUGUCACCGUGGAAUGAAAACAAGACCAUAAGGAGACCAUCACCACCUUUGGUCUGCUUCAAGACCCAUCCCAACUACAGGGAUGCCACGUGGGGAAAGAGGGCAUUCUGCGUGUUCCCAGUAGAGCUGACAGCUUCAAUGUGCCUUGUACCCAAGUGCUUUUGCUUAUAGCAAAUACUGUUUCUCUGUGUCCUGAAGUUGCCAAGGAGAAGGGGAUCAUUGUUUACACAUGGGGAUCAGAGCAGACUUUUCCACUACUGUGCAAUAGAGAUACAGCUCUCUUCAGAGUAACUGUGAACCUUUUUUUUUAAACCAACACUAGUUAGUUUUAAAAGACAAAAUAUUUAUAAUGAUGAUUGUAUAGCUUUUAAGUUAUUUUUCUAGUAUUUGGCUUUCUAUAGCCAUGGUAAUGCCCAGACGUGCAUCUCAGCUACCCAGUGUGCUGUUUCUGGACUCACUCCUGGCGAGUGGCAUUCAUCUCAGAUUUGAGCACAAAGCAUUGACCCUCUGGACUCCUUUCUAUUUUCCCUUCCUUUCUAGGCUGCUCCUGAUUCCUGACCCCCUGACAUCAGUGAAGCCUUUCCAGCCAUCUUCCUAUAAAUUCCUAUAAAUCCAAUCGAAACAUCAGUUUCCUUCAACAUUUUCUUCCUGUCUGUGGCCCAAACCCUUUCUACUCUCUGACUUCCAUUUAAUAAGAUCAUGGUUCUUUUUAAAGCCCAGGCAGCAUUUUGGUCCCUGCUCCCCUCCCAUAGUAAAACAGCUUGAAAUGCCCUGUGCAAGAGGAUAGUUUUGAGUGGGCUGCCCUGCUCUCUAUUUUAAAGCGUGCACAAUCAAAGUACUAUGCAAUUUUAAGACAAUAAAGAUAGUACAGUUUGUUUGU